Messenger RNA from Uloborus diversus, 1638 nucleotides. RefSeq lists its product as uncharacterized. The record is from RefSeq and is a predicted model, not a curated record. The transcript is spliced from 2 exons. Gene Ontology annotation, molecular function: nucleic acid binding. Bases 1 to 1638 code for a protein of 545 amino acids. NCBI's taxonomy places the organism in Eukaryota, Metazoa, Arthropoda, Arachnida, Araneae, Uloboridae.
AUGUUCCAUCAGAGACUUUGGGUGUUGUUACUCAACUGGUCGGAUCCUUAUCCCCCUAAGGAGUGGUGGAGUUGUUUGAAACAACUUCCUGUUAUAAAUCAAGUGCAAAUUCCAAGGUACAGUCAUCUUUCUAACGCAAUUACUAUUCAGCUACGCGGAUUCGCUGUUGCUUCAAAACAAACCUUUGGAACAGUCGUCUAUUUGAAUUCGAUAGAUGCGUUUAGAUACGCAAAUACGAAUCUCUUAUGCAGUAAAUUAGCUGUAGCUUCUCUACAGACCUCAACAAUUUCUCGUUUGGAGUUGUCAGCGUUCCUUCUAUUAGCGCGACUUACAUCCAAGAUUGUACCUGUGUUGCAGUUGCCAAUGGACCAUAUUUACUUGUAUAGUGGCUCGACCAUUGUUCUCACCUGGAUUAAAACCCCUCCCGAGAAGUUGAAGCCGUUUGUAUCCAAUAGAAUGAAGGUAAGUCAAUCGAUGAAUCAAAUUUACCAGUGGCGACAUACCUCUUCUAAAGAUAAUAUAGCGGAUAUUAUCUCCCGUGGACAAGAUGCAAGUGUUCUCUUGUCAAAUCAGCAGAGGUGGGAAGAACCAAAGAUUUUAAUACCUCUAUUAAGUGAACAUUAUUUUGAACUGAAUGAUCUCAAUCAAUCGUUAUAUUUCAGUAAACUGAAAGAUACUCUUGAAACUGUUUUAAUUGUUACAAAAAAUGUGCUUUUGGUAAAUUUCCUGAAUUUGAGUAAUACUUAUCGAAAAUUAAUUAAUGUAGUUAGUUAUAUUCUUAAGUUCAAUUAUAACUGCAAGAAUGAAAUGAAGAAGGUUGAAUCUUUUACUGCAGAUGAGGUCACUGGCAGUGAAUUGAAACUUUUAUCGUUUGUCCAGUAUGAAUAUCUUAGUAAUGAUUUUCAGGAGCUAAAAUCGGGAAACCCGUUUAAAAUUUCAGGUAAAUUAAAAUUGUUACCUUUUCAUGAUAAAGAUUUAAAUAUAAGACUUGGAGGUCGUUUAUCAAAUUCCGAAUUAUCCUUUGAUGCGAAGCAUCCAAUAGCAAUGCCUAAACAUCAUAAUUUAUCAAGACUUAUUUUAUUAGAUUCAUACGUUAGAAUUUCCCAUCUAGGUGUGCAAGCACGAUUGCAUGCAUUUACAUUAAAAUUUUGGAUAAUUCAGGGGAGAGAUCUCUCUCGGACAAUUGUACAUGAAUGUGUGAUUUGUGCAAAAUACAAACCACGAAUUUUAGAACAUAAAAUGGGAGACCUCCCACCCGAACGCUGCAAACAAACCUUUCCCUUUUUAAAUACUGGCACUGACUUCGCAGGUCUAUUCUAUAUCAAAAUUCAAUAUCAAUUUAAAGAUGCAUUACAAAAGGUAUUUACAAAAUUUGUAUGUUUAUCAUCUCAUACUUUUCAUUUUGAAAUUGUGUCGGAUUUAGCAUCUGAUUCGUUUAUUGCUUUGCUAAAGAGAUUUAUGCCUUGUCUGGGAAAAUGUGCUGGUUUAUUUAGCGAUAACGCAAAAACCUAUAUCGGUGCUCACAACGAACUCUAUCGUUUGCACAAUUCAUAUUGGGUAAAGGGGUUAGCAUGGAGUAAUAAGAGACAGGUGUCUCUUAUUACCCCAUACCUAACUCCUCAUAGAUGGGGUGAUUAG